AAACUGAAGCGGACGCUCGAGACGCCAGCGUCAACGUCCCAAAGGGAGGAGGGCGAAGACUCCAUCCGCCAUGUUGGAUACCGCAGAUUCGCCAUAACCUCCCCAGCUCUUUUUAAAAAAAAAAUAAAAUUAGAAAACAAGUCGCCAGCGGAGAGUCCAGCCUUCCCAGUCUGCACGGAAGGGACCUGACGCUAUUUUUUUUUCCUCCGAAGGGGCGUUGCCAUGGAGACGCAGGCAGCCGAACAACAUUCCAUCUUUAUGUGUAAAUUUUGUAACUUAUUCUCACCAAGUCAGUCGGAACUACUUUCACAUGCAUCUGAAAAGCACAAAGAAGAAGGGGUUAAUAUUGAUGAUAUCAUCAUUCCACUCAGGCCACUUACUACUACUGAACCUACCAAUCAGCACAAAAGUGGAGAAGAGCUUUUGGUAGUGAAGAGAAAGCGGGGAAGACCGAAAGGCUCAACUAAGAAGCUCUGCACUGAUGAGGAAUCAACUGAAAGUAAUAACUGUAGUCCAAAUGAAGAAAAUCAGCUGGCUUCCCCUGAAGGAAACAGCCUUCCUGAAGUUACUGAAGUGGUGCCUGGCAACUUGGAAUGCAGUAAAUGUUGUCGGAAAUUCUCCAACACUCGUCAGCUGAGAAAACACAUCUGUAUUAUUGUGUUGAAUAUAGAAGAGGAAGGUGAGCCAGGUAAUGAUUCUGAAGUAGAACUUGACAGGAAGGAGAAAGAAGACGAGCGAGAAAAGGUACCUAAAAGAUCACGGACACAGAAGACGGAGAAAGUCCAAAAAAUCUCAUCAGGAAAGGAGACAGUACAGUUUUCAGGAGCAAAAAAGCCCAUUAUAAGUGUGGUUUUGACAGCACAUGAAGCCAUUCCAGGUGCCACUAAGAUUGUCCCAGUUGAAGCAGGGCCCCCAGAAACAGAAGCAGCCAAUACCAAGGCCACCAUCCCUGAUCUAGCUCACCGGAGAGGGUACCAGGAAUAUGCCAUUCAACAAACACCAUAUGAGCAGCCAAUGAAAUCAAGCAGGUUAGGUCCCACUCAGCUUAAAAUUUUCACUUGUGAAUACUGCAACAAAGUGUUCAAAUUUAAGCACUCCCUCCAGGCCCAUUUGAGAAUCCACACCAAUGAAAAGCCUUAUAAGUGUUCCCACUGUAGCUAUGCCAGUGCCAUCAAAGCCAACCUCAAUGUCCACUUGCGGAAACACACAGGGGAGAAGUUCAGUUGUGAUUACUGUGUGUUCACCUGCCUGAGCAAGGGUCACCUCAAAGUUCACAUUGAACGCGUCCACAAGAAGAUCAAGCAGCACUGCCGCUUCUGCAAGAAGAAGUACUCAGACGUUAAAAACCUCAUCAAGCACAUCAGAGACACGCACGACCUGCAGGACAAGAAAGUGAAAGAUGCCUUUGACGAACUCCGCCUCAUGACCCGCGAAGGCAAGAGACAGCUCCUCUAUGACUGUCACAUCUGUGAGCGCAAGUUCAAGAAUGAACUGGACCGGGACCGACACAUGCUGGUUCAUGGGGACGAGUGGCCCUUCUCCUGUGAGCUCUGUGGCCAUGGGGCCACCAAGUACCAGGCCCUUGAGCUCCAUGUCAGGAAGCAUCCCUUUGUGUAUGUCUGUUCGGUCUGCCUGAAGAAGUUUGUUAGCUCCAUACGGCUCCGCUCCCAUAUAAGAGAGGUACAUGCAAGCUUACAGGAGACUGUGGUUUUUAGUGACUCCAUCAAUCAGAGUUUCUGUCUUCUAGAACCUGGUGGUGACAUACAGCAAGAAACUGUUGGAGAUCAGCUGCCUCUGGCGGGAGGUGAAUUUGUGUUCCAGGCUGUGGAUGCACAAAAGGAAGCCACCAGCUCCAGGGAAGCAAACCAGGAAAAUGGAAGCAGGCAUAUCAGCCAUGUAGAAAUCUCUACCACUUCUUCCUUGGACUUGGAGAUCCCUCAGGGAGCAAAUGUAACUGUGCCAUCAUGUGAACUGGCAACUGAUGUAGCAACCUCUGAGCUCCAUUCACAUGUGGUUUCAGAGGAUUUCCUACUGAAAAAUAAUACCUCUGCUCCUGCUGAGACUCAGGUGCCUUCUAAAAAUGACCUGCAAGGCCAGCCUGGAGACUCAGCUAAUACUAUUCAGGGUGAAGAAAUGACACUACUGUUGCCCACAGAAAAAAAUUCUGAGCCAAAUCAGGAGAAUACCAAUAAUGAGAGCCCUGUGGCUGAAGGAGAAAAUACAGUUGCCCUUUCCCUCGCUGAACUGGAAGCAAGAAAGUCCUCUACCCCAAACCCAGCCCAAGCCACAGAGCUGCUUCCUUCAGCUGCCACUGAUGGUGAUGUGCAUAUCAGUCCGCAGCCUGAGUCUUGUACUACUCCAUCUUCAGAGCAUCAGACUAGAACUGCUGCAUUCAUGCAGGUCUUGGACAACCUACAAAAGAGACAGAUGAAUACCAGCAUGUGUGAGAGGAUCCGCAAGGUCUAUGGGGAUCUGGAGUGUGAAUAUUGUGGCAAACUUUUUUGGUAUCAGGUACAUUUUGAUAUGCAUGUCCGCACCCACACUCGAGAACAUCUGUAUUAUUGCUCCCAGUGUAACUAUUCUUCUAUCACCAAAAACUGCCUUAAACGCCAUGUAAUUCAGAAACACAGCAACAUCUUGCUGAAGUGUCCCACUGAAGGCUGUGACUAUUCAACUCCAGAUAAGUAUAAACUACAGGCGCAUCUUAAAGUUCACACUGAGCUGGACAAAAGGAGUUAUUCUUGCCCAGUGUGCCAAAAGUCAUUUUCAGAAGAUAGGUUGAUAAAAUCACACAUCAAGACAAACCAUCCUGAGGUCUCCAUGAGUACCAUCUCUGAGAUUCUUGGCAGGAGGGUUCAACUGAAAGGGCUAAUUGGAAAGAGAGCUGUAAAGUGUCCAUAUUGUGACUUUUAUUUUAUGAAGAAUGGAUCAGAUCUUCAACGUCAUAUCUGGGCUCAUGAAGGUGUGAAACCAUUCAAAUGUUCACUAUGUGAGUAUGCCACUCGCAGCAAGAGUAACCUAAAGGCUCAUAUGAACAGGCACAGCACUGAGAAGACACAUCUGUGUGAUAUGUGUGGCAAGAAAUUCAAGUCAAAAGGCACACUGAAAAGCCAUAAGCUCCUGCACACUGCUGAUGGUAAACAGUUUAAGUGCACGGUGUGUGACUACACAGCUGCUCAGAAGCCACAGCUCCUACGCCACAUGGAACAGCAUGCCUCCUUUAAGCCUUUCCGUUGUGCACACUGUCAUUAUUCUUGCAAUAUAUCCGGUUCUCUGAAGAGACAUUACAAUAGGAAGCAUCCCAAUGAAGACUAUGUCAAUGUAGGAACUGGAGAACUUGCUGCCGAUGCCCUGAUCCAGCAAGGUGGCAUCAAGUGUCCAGUUUGCAGCUUUGUUUAUGGUACUAAAUGGGAAUUCAACAGGCAUUUGAAGAAUAAACAUGGAUUGAAAUUAGUAGAAAGUGAUGGUGACACUAAAUGGGAGCUAACUACAGAAAUUUCUGAGGAAUCAUCCACCCAGUACCUUCAUAUCACAGAAGCUGAAGAAGAUGUUCAAGGAACUCAGGCAGCUGUAGCCGCUCUACAGGACCUCAGAUAUACCUCAGAGAAUGGUGAAAGACUUGAUCCCACGGCUGUGAAUAUCCUUCAGCAAAUUAUUGAGCUGGGAACAGAGACCCAUGAUGCUGCUGCUGUUGCCUCUGUGGUUGCCAUGGCACCAGGAACGGUGACAGUUGUGAAACAGGUGACUGAGGAGGAGCAGAGUGCCAACCAUACUGUAAUGAUCCAGGAGACCCUACAGCAAGCCUCAGUGGAGCUGGCUGAGCAGCACCACUUGGUUGUGUCUUCUGAUGAUGUAGAAGGAAUCGAGACGGUGACUGUCUACACCCAAGGAGGAGAGGCCUCUGAGUUCAUCGUUUAUGUGCAGGAGGCCUUGCAGCCAGUUGAAGAACAGACUGUGGAGCAGUCAGCCCAGGACAUCUAGAGAACCAGAGGCUUAUAAGUUUAGGGCCAUUUGAGUCCUCUCAUUUUACAGAGGAGGAAACCUAGAAGUUUAGAGAGGUAACAAACCAACAACCACAUCACAGUGCCUCUAGUGUGUGUCCCUGGUGGAAGUAGAUACAGAAACUUGCCCAGCACUUGCAAAAUUUUCCAAUUCCUCCUCCCAUCCUGCACCAGCAUUUCUUACUACUAGGAGCUAGUCUGACUGUUGAUGAAUUACUGAUCUGUCUAGCUCUCUAGGCAGCUACUUACCCCUCAUCUUCCCAGCCUUCUAUAGCUUGCUUCUAGAAAGACUUUUGCACAGUAUCCAUCUCCCCUCCGUGCCACACACUGAAAAAAAGAAAAUGUCCAUUUUUUUUGCUAUAAGAUGUAUUUUAAGAGAAAACUUUCAACCCUGGUCAGAACCUGCCCUAAAUCUCCAAAUAAAUCCUUAGCCAGAUAGUAGAUCCCUGAGUAAUAUGCCCAUUUUCUCUCCAGAGUUAUCAAAGAGAAGAUUCUCCUGUGGAAGAUAAACCACAAUAUUAAGAUAAAGUGGCCUUAUGGACAGAAGAUGAAUUUUGAAGAGCCUCAUUGAGUGGGAGGGGUAAUGGGGUGAGGGAGGGAGUGGUUUCUAGCUUUUUACUUACUAUCUUAUCCGUAAAGCUUGAGCUCAGCUCGAGCAGAUCGGACAUUUUUAGCAAGUAAACAGAGCACAGAAGAGAAUUAGUCAACCUUUCAUGCCAACAAGUGUUUUUCCAUUGCUUCUUCUUGGAAUUAUUUUGCUUUUUCCUUCUCUCUCCCUUCUUUUACAUGCACCUUUAGAGCCACUGGCUAAUAGCAGCAGUGGUGGUGAGAGGGAUAAGUCAGGAAGGGAAUGUAAUUGGAUAAAUAACUAUCUGGGUAUUUUCCUGUUUCUCAUUUAAAUCAUGGUAGCUUCAGUUUUAUAUUUUAUGAUCCCAGUCUUAGAUUUUAGCAUCAAAUGCAAAUGGUACUUGUCCAUGUCCCAGAUACUUGAAAAGCAAUUCUCAAUUAUUUUAUUCCCAUUAAACUAAUUCAGAUUUGUACAGUUUUUUUAGGUUUAUAACUUUUUCCUUCUAGUUCCUUGUGCCAGGUACAUUAUUUGCUACCUCCAGAGGAAUGAAAUGCACCUUUCUUUAAUGUUUUAUUUGAAAGCAACAAUAAAUUGACCAUAC
Messenger RNA from Trichosurus vulpecula (common brushtail), 5170 nucleotides. It is a transcript of the gene ZFAT, whose product is annotated as zinc finger and AT-hook domain containing. Gene Ontology annotation, molecular function: DNA-binding transcription factor activity, RNA polymerase II-specific; RNA polymerase II cis-regulatory region sequence-specific DNA binding. The record is from RefSeq and is a predicted model, not a curated record. NCBI's taxonomy places the organism in Eukaryota, Metazoa, Chordata, Mammalia, Diprotodontia, Phalangeridae. The transcript has 16 exons. The coding region runs from base 223 to 3981 and encodes 1252 amino acids. Gene Ontology annotation, biological process: regulation of DNA-templated transcription.